CCUUGUCUAAGAUUUAACAAACGUGGACAAUCCAGAGUGCAAAAACCCCAAGAUUCCACCAACACACACACACAGCACACAAUUCAUAGCAAUUUUGAUAGAGAAAAUCGAAACCCAAAAAAGCAAUGUUGGAGAGCAGAUUAAUUUCAAUCUUAAGGAAAAACAAAGAUUUGGGUCACAAGAUUUCAUCGAAUCUUGGAAGAUGGGGUUUUACUGCAACAAAAAUUUCAAAUGAAGCUUCUUUUUCAAUAUUGAAUCAACAAAGGUUCAUUUCUACUGUCCCAAAAUUUGCUCCUACAAGCAGAAGCUCUAUUGCGAGAAGUUUUGCUAAUUAUGGUUUAAGAUCUUUUCAGCACCUUAAUCACAAGGGUUUGCAUAGAACAUCUUUCAGAAAAAUUUCCACAGUGGCAGCUUCGGCAGCUGAAAGCAAGGAGGGAUUGAAGUUCCUUGUAACUGCUGGACCCCAUGCUCGGAAAAUGGUUGGCAUAUGGCUUUUUGCAUCUGCUGCUUGGGUCUUCAGUAUGGUUGUGCUUGGUGGGGUCACACGGCUGACACGUUCUGGUCUUUCAAUGACAGAUUGGAAGUUCACUGGGAGCCUUCCUCCUCUAACAGAUGAAGAUUGGUUGGUUGAAUUUGAGAAGUACAAGCAAUCCCCCGAAUACAAACGUGUGAAUAAGGGGAUGAACAUUGAGGAUUUCAAGUUCAUAUAUUGGAUGGAAUAUGCGCACCGAAUGUGGGGAAGGGCCCUUGGUAUAAUGUUUGCACUUCCAUUCUCAUAUUUUCUCCGUAAGGGAUACAUAACAGUUAGACUUGGACUUAGACUUUCUGGACUCUUUGCUCUUGGUGCUGGACAGGGGCUCAUAGGUUGGUGGAUGGUGAAAAGUGGUUUAGAGGAGCCACCAUCUGGGUAUGUUGAACCAAGAGUAAGCCCUUACCGUCUUGCAGCUCAUCUUACCUCUGCAUUUGCUAUUUAUUGUGGACUCUUCUGGACGGCUCUUUCUGUUGUUAUGCCUGAACCUCCUACCGAAUCGCUUGCCUAUGUUCGUGGGGCUGCAAAAGUUAAGCGGCUUGCACUUCCUGUGGGCAUCCUUGUCGGAAUUACUGCUAUCUCAGGAGCUUUCGUUGCUGGAAAUGACGCUGGCCGAGCAUUUAAUACUUUUCCAAAGAUGGGAGAUACAUGGAUUCCUGAUGAUAUCUUUAGUAUGAAACCUAUUAUGCGCAACUUCUUCGAGAAUACGGCAACAGUUCAGCUUGAUCAUCGUAUACUUGCCACUGCUACUUUAGCUGCAAUAGGUGGGUUAUGGUGGUCAACCAGGAAACUGGAUAUGCAUCCUGCUGUCCGACACUUAAUCGGAAGCACAAUGGGCAUGGCUGCUCUGCAGGUAACGUUGGGCAUAUCUACUCUUCUUUCGUAUGUCCCAGUUUCUCUGGGAACUGCUCAUCAAGCAGGAGCUUUGACUCUUUUAACAUUCAUGAUCCUGCUCAAUCACACUGUGCGACGGCCUUCUCCAUCACUUCUCAAGACGUUGCCUUCAGUCGCAAAAAUGGUUUGAUAUUAAUAUUAUAAUUUUCUUAUAGAGCAUUGACGUUGUCAGGCAUUCUAAAUUAUACCAUUUUGCGAUUCUUGCGCAACUUGCAGAAUCAGAAAAAAUGCAUUUCUAAUGGCCCUCUUGUUCUCAUGAUUUCCUGGAGGUUUAGAAUGUCCUAUCUUGUAAAGAACCAGCAAUGUUUUAGUUUCAUCGAUACUUAUUGAUCGAGUCUUUUAGAAAAUCAGUAGCAAUCAACUUUAAUAACUGAGUUCAAAUUGGGAUCUCUAUGAAAAUAAACAUUUCUGUA
Messenger RNA from Nicotiana tabacum (common tobacco), 1836 nucleotides. RefSeq names its product heme A synthase COX15-like. Lineage: Eukaryota; Viridiplantae; Streptophyta; Magnoliopsida; Solanales; Solanaceae. Gene Ontology annotation, cellular component: mitochondrial inner membrane. Gene Ontology annotation, biological process: heme A biosynthetic process. Gene Ontology annotation, molecular function: oxidoreductase activity, acting on NAD(P)H, heme protein as acceptor. The record is from RefSeq and is a predicted model, not a curated record.